GAUCAUUCUGCCCGGCUCGACAUGGUGGAUGGAACAAGAACUAGAACGCUUUAGCGAGAAAAUCUAGUGACCAAGAUCAUUCCAGAAAAAAACUCAGGAUCCAUUGAAUCACUAUGGUAACCAACACGCGCAACAGCCGAAGCUCAUUUCCAGCGCCUCGAAAUGCUCCCGGUGCCGUCAACGGGAUCUUUGCCACCGGAGCCAAUGCGGGCGUUGUCUCUGGCAGCUACCUCGAUUCUGUGUCUGCUGAGAAGAAAAGUCGCAUUCUCGAACUCGCUAAGGAGCUAAGGGGCUACAAGGGUGCCUCAAAGCCACAGAGGCCAGCGUCAGCUAGUGCGGCAAGAAGUGGUAGUGGACGAGCAGCGUCGUCUUCCUCACAGCUGUUACCUGAUCAUCUGCAAGGAGGGAGCAAAAACGACUCGAAGGACAGCGUCCACAGUGUCAGCAGCUUCCUGGAAAAUGUCGAUGCAGCAGAGACGGUCACUGAAAUUGAGCGGCAGCUUGCAGCUGCAAAUGCACGAAUUAUCGAACAGGAAGAACAGAUCCUUGCCCUGCUGGAAGCGAAAAGGCAGGACACCGCGAAGGCCCACCAAGACGUGCAGAAACUGCAGAAUAAGGUACUCAUAAAAUAUAUUAAUACAAUUUACAUGUUGUCUACAUCUACUGUGCAUGUAAUUUUUGUUCGGUUCAAUAAGCUACAGAAACUAAGGGAGCAGAAGCUUUUUCUUGUUUUUCUUGAUGCGGUAGAAAAUAACUUCGUUGAUAUUAUACUUAGAUCGAGUCUCUUGCGUCCGAGAAGCGCAGUCUGGAAUUGAGGAUGGACGAAGUCGGACGCGACCGAAGCGUGUUGGAGCGACAGCAAGAGAAACAGCGAAAGCAGCUCAAAAUUGAGUGCGGUCAUGCUGAGGAACUUCGAGGUCUGGUUGUCGAGAUGCUAGACCAAGCUGAGUUUUGGAAAUCUCGGGGCGCCGGUGACAAGUGGCGACCUCGCCUCGAAAAACUUGUUCGGGAUGUUACUGCAGCUCCAGAUGGUCAACUUGUUGACCAAACCGACCUGUUGAAUCCAGAACAAAGGAAUAGGAGAGCGAGUUUCUCUGGCGGGCAGGUGGUCGUAGACGCAGCCGGUGAUCAGCACUUGGAAUUCGCGACGCCAGAGGGCGGCACGCACACAGUCGUCGUUCCUGGAGGUAGUGGAGCGGCCCCGUGGAACAGGCCGCAGUGGACCGACUCUGUCGUCUUCGGCGAGCGCGCUGCCAUGAAAAAGAAGCACGAGCUCGAGAUUCAGAAAUUACAAAACCAGGUCGAAAAACUACAGAAAGAAAAACUGCAAAUGCAGAAGUCCGCGACAGCAAGUAGCAAGUGUUUCGGAGGAGGAGAUAGCGCAACUGCAGGUGGCGUCGGAGCCACUAAGCAAGUGGCGCACGACCGGAAGAUGCUCAUGGAUCUCUGUCGCAAAGUGAAGAUAAUGCAAGACCAGAACGCGCAGUUGCGCGGCAAGAUAGAGAAAGACACUGUCUACAUCAAGCGACUCGAGAAACGAUUACUAGGCCAACCUGGCAGCACCUCGCUUGUGGGUGGGGGGGCAGGAGUCCCAUUAACGUCCGCGCGAAGCGCACCCCACCCGCACGACGGAAGUAGACCAGUUACGCCGGGCGGAAGAAGUCGUAGCAGCAUGAACUACAGAGGAAACUUUCACCACAAUGGUGCAGGAGCGAUAAACCAACACGAUCACGCGAAUACAUCGCUCACGGGAGCAGAUGGUGGCUCCUCCUCGUCCUCGUUCAACAUUGGAGUGCAUCGGAUAGGGCAGCGACAACGACCGGCAUCGGCGCAUCAAGUGGGACCAUCGUCAUCGCCGUAUGCAGUUUCAAGCAAUCCUGCAGCACGAUCAAGUACUGGAAGCAGGCCAUCGAGCCAUUACGGCGCUCCUGAAUCGUGGCAGCAUAGUCGCGCAAGUGGCACUGCUGGUGCUUCGGGAACGAAUUUUGCAGGCAGUCGGACCUUCCAGACAGCACUCGACGGGGCUCUGUCGCAAUCACAGCACACGGUAACAGCGGUCCUUCGAUUAAAUCAAUAUGAUGCUAGGUGUAGCUGUGAGGUAGAUGCCGGUGCCAGUCACUUGAUGUAAAAGAGCUCGAGAUUAAUCUAUCUAAGCUGCUGUAUCUUUUACAUUUGUCCAGCAUCUCCAUGCCGCUCAUGCCACUGCCACAACAGGCUCCGUCGUACUCGUUCUCGCCGCAACGGGUGUUGGGAGGUGUCAUUACUGGCGAGGAGAAUGAAGCCUCGAUAUCAUCAGAAAUGGCUGCCGUUCACGGUUCGGUUGGCGCAACGCUAAACGCAGCAGCCCAGAUCAUGUCACCAGUGGAAUCGCUCAAGGAGUCAACCAUUCUUUCGGAAGCACCAGCCGAAGGAAACAAAGGGGAGAAACAAGACGACGUUCAUGGUAAACUCACUAGGGAAAUUUAUGAACAAAUCAAAAGUUCUUGUAGAUUCAUUGCUCUGUUUGCUAGUGACCGUCGUGUACCUACGUCCUCUAUUAUAGGUUUAGACCAAGGAAACAAGAAAACUACAAUAAACAUAAAGCUUUUUCACAAUUUGAGCACUCACCGGAGGCGUUGCACAGGGCUCCGGCCUGCCUCUGAAGGUGAGACCUAUGGGGCUGACAGGACGACGAUAGCGCCGGCGCUUAAUUAGUUUGAGCAGUUAGCCGGAUACUUCAGGACGCUUGUUGAUAGUUGCCCUUUUCUCUUUUCUAUCUUCCUCUGGUCUGUCUUUUUUCUAGUUAGGCCGGUUCCGUCACAAUUAUGUAUAAUUUUAGGGAUCGCAGUAGAUAUAUAGUAGCUACUAGGGUCUUUCUCUCUGGUUGUGGGUUGAUUUGGUGAACCGGUACCCCAUAGCAAAUAAACCUGUGCACACAACCAGAGAGCUGAGCACUCACCGGAGGCGUUGCACAGGGCUCCGGCCUGCCUUCGAAGGUGAGACCUAUGGGGCUGACAGGACGACGAUAGCGCCGGCGCUUAAUUAGUUUUAGCAAAUAGAAGGAUACUCGCCGAUAGUUGCCCUUUUCUCUUUUCUAUCUUCCUCUGGUCUUUCUUUUUUCUGAUUAGGUCGGCUCCACCAGAAAUAUAAUAGUGCUCAGACAAAGUAGGCACCAUCACCAAAAACCAACUUCACAUCUCCUUUGUAUGAUUAAGGUCCCGACCAGGAAGUUGAUCACCGGUUCGCGGUCGAACAAGAAGCAUCGUCUGCCGAUUUUGCUGCUGACCUAGGCGUAGAGCCAUUUAGUGAAGCUACCAUUGCACCUGACGCGCCCUUUCUGGACCAAUCGAACACAAAAAGCAAUUUGCAGGUCGACAUCAGCACAACAUCUGGCGGAGUAGAGCUGAUACGGGUGGAUCUUUCGGCACCGGCUGGCAAAAACAGCGCUAGUAGUAUUAGCAGUAGUGCUGCCAGAACCAGAAGACAAGCACAAGCUCCUCCUGUUGUCAAUAGUUCUUCGAGCCAGUCUUAUCAUCAGGGCGCGUUGGGGAAUGUGCUGAACGUCGAUGAGCAGUUUGAUACAACGAUAUCUCCGGUAAUGCAAAAGGAAGAACUAGAACUACUUCCAUCUGAAGAGGACGGCGCAGCUAGUUCGACGGCGUUGCUCACAUCAGGACGGAUAACACCUGGUAGGAGGCGAUUCCGCGUCACUCCGAAAUUGGGUUCUUCAGGGCCAGAAUCUACGAAGUCAGAAGAACAAGUGGCUGCUUCGUCUUCAACGAAUGUAGGACGAUUGCAGCAGCCGAUAAUAUCAGCAAACUAUCGGAAAGCCCAAUAUCCGUCAAUAAACAGCAAAUCGAGCAGCUCACCCGAGGAUGUGUUGGCCUCUUUAAUGACUGGACCUACCCCUAGCACACGACGCAAUUUGAUAUCAAACAAACCAGUUCCAGUACGACCAGCUCCUUCAAGAGCUUCAUCUACCGCAAUGAAUGCGAAACCACGCAGUGCACGUUCAGAUCCACAUCGACACGAGGAAGACGAUGGCCUCCUAGGCGCAGGUGUGCCGGGGAUAGGCAAGAAAGACGAUGAGGCAGAUGAAGACUUUGACCUUUCUAUGUUGGAAAAAUUCACUACCGAUUGCGCAAGCUCACUCUUGCAAUCAUCGCCAGGAGCAGGGAGUAGGCCCGGCCCAGCAGGGGGGCCGUGAUGUCUAUACAUAGAUACAUUGUUUAAAUGUUGAGACUGAGAGCCAUCCAUGAUUCCCUUCAUAGAGUAGUAGUAGUUGCGUCGCAAACGCAAUUUCACAAGAACAAGAUCAUUUGAUCAUUUCUCAGUGCUGUUUGUGCAGUACCUACAAGAUUAUAGGUUCCUCCUGUCAAGCUAGCGCAGUUGAAUAGUAGUAGUGUCUCGAUCACAUUCACAUUGAAACUGACGGCGGCUGUGAACUUUGAUGAAGAUGAGUCUUCAUGUCAACAUUUCUUUCACAUUGCGGGGGAGGAUUGAGGCGAAUCUCCCACCCCACCCCUCGUUUAGGAGGCGGGGGGGCUGUACGUAAAGUAUACUCGUG
This is a messenger RNA of Amoebophrya sp. A25, 4546 nucleotides long. The record is from the annotation of a GenBank genome assembly. NCBI's taxonomy places the organism in Eukaryota, Dinophyceae, Syndiniales, Amoebophryaceae.